CGGAGGGGCCCGGCAGCGCCCGCCCCGGACGGCGAGGCGGCUGCGGCCGGGAUAUGGGGGGCUGCCGGCGCCGCGCUCCCCGGGGGCGCGAGGGGCAGGGCCCAGAGAAGCAGGCUGCGAACGGCGGGGUCGAGCCGGGCCUGCGGGAGCCGGUGGAGGCCCUCGCGCCUGGGGUGCUCGGUGGUAGCAGGGCGGCGGUCGGUCCUUGUUGAAGCUCGCGUUCGUUACUGACUUUGGGUUCCACUUCCCCUUGCGGGCCUUGGGACUCGCCCCAGUGGUACCAGAGUGGUGCAUGAGGCAGGGGGGUGGUAGGGGUUCAGUGAACCUGAAAGACUACCUAAGGGCAGUACGUGAAGGGGUUAAACUUUUCCACCCACUGUGCCUUUUGCUUGGUCUCUCUGAUACCCACUCAUGACUUUCCUGGCUUUUGUCCCAGUUCUGUGAAAAGGUUGCCGUUCCUCCUCACUGCUUGUUUCUGAAAAGCUGGUAAACAUUAACUGAGGGUAUAGGUAAAGCUGCAGCUUUGCUGCCUGGGGCCCUCAAGAGACUGCAGAGAUGGGGACUUGUGGUACAUUGUGGUACAAUAUAAUGAGGCCCUUCCCAUGUUAGAAAAGCCCAGAUCCUUCAGGCAUCUUUGUCGUUCCUUUCCCCUCUGCAUGCCCCAGGAGGGUGGGGAACACUGAAUUACCUUGAGCCUCCAAACAGUGUCUUGCAGAAUUUCAUAGUCUGGGGUACUGGGCUGCUGAAAGGUCCUUCUGUGGUCCUCCAGGGCUGAAUGAGCAGUCCUGCAGGCGUGUCCACCUCUACUAGUUAAAUGAGAUCCUGAUUCUUCCUUUGUCAGCAAGAAGAACAGCAGCUGCCCCUGGGAUCAGCCCAUGUCCUGCCGUUGUGGCCUGGAUUUGUGGACUGUGGAGUGAGCCCUAUGCUCUGCAACUCUGUCAUGGUGGGUCUCUACUGCCAGACAGUGAUUUUCAUCCCCAGUAUGUUUUAUAAUAGGGCCCUGAGGAGUUAUUCAUGCAAAGCCUCUGGAUCAUCUGGGCAAAUGUAGAAGCUGCGGUUUAUCAAAGCUAAACAUUCUACCUAUAUCUGAGUUGCUGAAACAAGACUGCCUAGAGGAAAGACUGGCACAGUGAGAAUUCUUUCAACAUGGGUGGAAAACUUUCACCGUUCUGGAAGACACCUGACCAAAAGGAGAGGGAAGGCAAACUGAUCUUACCCAGGCAACUGGAUGCUGAAGGUGAAAUCGCCAAUUAUGCUAGUAUCAAUGACUCUGCUACAUCCUGUGCACCCUGUGCGGGCAUUGCACGUCGAAGCUGUGUCAACUGUCCAACAUGUCAGGGAACAGGAAGGAUCCCCAGGGAGCAAGAGAAGCAGCUGGUGGCGCUGAUUCCAUAUGGUGACCAGAGGCUGAAGCCUAGACGAACGAAACUCUACGUAUGUGUUGCUGUGACAAUUUGCCUGCUGACAACAUCUCUCAGUAUUUUUUUCCUGUUUCCUCGCUCUGUUACUGUGCUGCCUGCAGGGCUGAAUGCCUCCUCCGUUGGCUUUAAUGCCACUACCACCAGUAUAUGCCUCAACAUGACAAACAUGCUGAACAUAACUAAUAACAAUUUCUACCUGGUCACUGUUGUGCAGCUAGACAUAGAGGUUUUGCACCAGUCCCUAGUAGUAGGGAAGACCACCAUGAAAACCCUGCUGAAUAUGAGCCCUUUGCAGAGCAGCCAGAUCUAUUAUACAGUGGCCAGUAGGAUAUUGGACGACAACACCUAUAACAUUUGUACCUGGACAAAAGUCAAAGUUCACAAUGUUCUGCUGCAUAUACAGGGUACCCUGACCUGCACAUACCUGUGUCAUUCAGAGCAGCUGGCUUUUGAAGACUACCAGUAUGUGGACUGCCGGGGGAAUGCCACGCUACCUCACCCGCUGUACCACCGUGUGCCAUGACAGGGCCAGGUUGACAGAGCUUUUGGGUGCAGCAUAUUCCAGCACAAAGGCAAGUCACAGGGAGACAAACUUCUGGGGCUUCUUCUCAAGCUAUGCCUUCAACAGGAGGCUUGGUGUUUCCUGGAUAAGACUUCCAUCUCUAACGCAAAGAUGGUAACAUACUUGGCCUUGUGAAUGUGGACUCAGCUGCCCUCAGAUUGCAGCUUUCUUUUUUCAGUGCUUUAUCAUGGCUGAUGCUUCAGCAGAGUGACCAGUGCACAGGGUGUUUCUGUGUGGCUGAUCAGAGUGGACCACACUCUGUUUCACUGCUACUUUGGAGGCAGCGCCCUGUUAGUCAGACUAACUAGUUGUUUCCUCCUUGCAUAAUUUUGCACUUCUGUCCUGAAUUUAAGUAUUUCAUAACUUGAAAAAGGACUGUGAUGAAACUUUUUGGCUGGAUUGCAUCUGCAUCACCAGAAUCUAACGACAUUUGCACAACAAGAGCAAGAAACAGGACUGAUGUCUCCAUCUCCUAAGAAAAACUACUGCAUGUCAUGCCAAAACACCUUGUGAGAGUGACUCAUGGGUGACUGCUGUUUUAAGCUGUCCACUAUAGCAGGUGAGAAUAUGCAUUUUUGCAUAUAUGUAUUGUUAAAGCAAGCUCAUCUACUAGCUGUUGCUUAAUGGCGUCCAUUUCAGUGAGAAGAAAAUGCAUUUUGUACCACAAACUAAAAAGAUAGCUGCUUUCCUGCCA
Messenger RNA from Aquila chrysaetos chrysaetos, 2677 nucleotides. It is a transcript of the gene TMEM106A, whose product is annotated as transmembrane protein 106A. NCBI's taxonomy places the organism in Eukaryota, Metazoa, Chordata, Aves, Accipitriformes, Accipitridae. The record is from RefSeq and is a predicted model, not a curated record. The transcript has 8 exons. The coding region runs from base 1147 to 1944 and encodes 265 amino acids.